This is a messenger RNA of Talpa occidentalis (Iberian mole), 1900 nucleotides long. It is a transcript of the gene UPK3B, whose product is annotated as uroplakin 3B. NCBI's taxonomy places the organism in Eukaryota, Metazoa, Chordata, Mammalia, Eulipotyphla, Talpidae. The transcript has 6 exons. The record is from RefSeq and is a predicted model, not a curated record. The coding region runs from base 174 to 1010 and encodes 278 amino acids.
CAGCCAGUGCCCUCCCAGAGGUGGGCGGGAGAGGGUAAAUUUACAUUUUCAGGUCUUUCCAGCUUUUGACCCGCCUGCAGCCUGACUAACCAGCUUCUCCAGGCCCAAGGUGUUGGGGGAGGGGUGCAGCAGGAGACAGUCAGACUCGGCUGUGGCUGUGGAAGAAGGCCGUCAUGGGGCUCCCCCUGAGGCAGUCUCUGCCUUGGCUGCUGCUCCCUGUGGUGGCCCUGGCCUGGUCCCAGCUCUGCAUGAGCCUGGAGCUGAUACCCUACACGCCGCAGAUAACAGCCUGGGACCUGGAAGGGAAGGUCACAGCCUCCACGUUCUCCCUGGAGCAGCCACGCUGUGUCCUGGACGGACAUGCCAGGGCUGCCGACACCAUCUGGCUGGUAGUGGCCUUCAGCAACGCCUCCGCAGGAUUCCAGAACCCACAGACACUGGCUGAGAUACCAACUUACCCACGGCUAUGGACCUAUGGCCACUAUAUGACCAUGCCACUGUCCCUGCACCAGCUGCCCUGUGAGGAUCCAGUGGGCGGUGGCAGGGCUGUGCCCGUGCUGCGGGUGGGCAAUGACCCCAGCUGCCUUGCUGACCAGUCACCCUACUGCAACGCGCCUCUCCCUGGCCCUGGCCCUUACAGGGUGAAGUUUCUUCUGAUGGACGCCAGGGGCUCACCCCAGGCUGAGACGAGGUGGUCCAAUCCCAUCACUCUGCAUCAAGGGAAGUGCCCAAACUCCAUCGACACUUGGCCAGGGCGGCGAAGCGGUGACAUGAUCGUCAUUGCCUCCAUUCUCUCCUCCCUGGCUGGCCUCCUGCUCCUGGCCUUUCUGGCAGCCUCCACUGUGCGCUUCUCAAGCCUGUGGUGGCCUGAGGAGGUCCCCGAGCAGCUUCGGAUUGGCUCCUUCAUGGGGAAGCGCUACAUGACCCACCACAUCCCACCCAGUGAGGCCGCCACUCUGCCUGUGGGCUACGAGCCUGGCCUGGACUCCCUCCCCAGCCUCGGUCCCUAGCCUGGUCUACCGGACUGGGACUGGGGCAGUAGGUUGUGGGGGGUGAGGGGAGGGGUAAGCCCCUGCACCCCCACACCCCUCCCCAAUGCCCCUAGCGGCCUGGCCUUGGGUUUUCCCACUCCCACCCUCUCCAGGCAACUGAAGUUGGAUUCUGGAGAGUCUGGGGGAGGGCUGUGGUCAGGCUUGUUUUCCUCCCCAACCUCUGCCCCUGAUGCUGUUUUGUCUGGCUUCCUGCAAGCAAAACUGGAGGCAUGUGGAGAUGCCCCCCUAAUUGAAGUUUCCAGGUCCCAGUUCAAGGCCUGCAGGGGAUCUUGCCUCUGCUGUGUGCCAGGGGACUGGGAUGGAUCCUGGGGGUGUAUGAGACCUGAGCCUCCCUGUCCCAUCUUCCGGUGUCAGAGGCACCUCCACUGUCCAUGGGCACUGGCUGUCUUUGAGCCUCUGGCCACCAUUUUCCACCCCCAUGCGCAUACACAUGGCUCACUCACUUCUUCUCUCACACACAUUUAUUGAGCACCAGCUGUGUGCCGCACCUUGUUAGAAAAGAGGCCUCUGGCAGAGUCCUCGGGAAUCUCACAGCCCUGGACCUCAGAUGAGCACCUAUCCAGAUGUGACCUGUGACUACGGGGGGCUAUCACACCCUCCGAUUGUCACAUGUCCUCAGUCUUACACUCAGUCACCCCAAUGGGCACUCUGGAAUCCUGGAGCCCCCCCUUCACCAGGGCAGAUAUGCUUCAGACUACCCUUCCCCAGAGUCGGAGCCCCCAAAGCCGGUAGUUCCCAUUUUGGCCACAUGGGGGUGCUGGGGCGCUGCAGCCACAUGACCCAUGCACGUGGGCUCCUCUUCACAGACCAGAAGGUCGCUGUUGGUGUGAACUCCCACUGGGUGAUAA